AUGGAUGAAGGCGAGGCUUCAAUGCCCGGCGCGUUCCCUACCGCUGCCACAGAAGAACGCCUUUCCGCGACCCGAGUUCCGCAGAAACGAUUCGUCGGCAGGCGGACUGCGGAAGCGCAGGCGAAACGGCGACAACAGGAUGGGAAUCCCUCAGUGGAGGAGACAACAGCGAUCGUCCAGAACACACAACGAAAGACACCUCGGGCUCUGAACCAAGUUCCUAGUGAGAUCCUCGACGAUCCAGAUAUCCGAGCCGCCAUCUCGUUGUUGCCCCCCAACUACAGUUUUGAGAUUCCCAAGACGAUCCACCGGAUACGGACUCUCGAUGCCAAACGGGUAGCUUUGCAGUUCCCCGAAGGCCUGCUCAUGUUUGCCACUACCAUAUCCGAUAUCUUGACCCAAUUCUGCCCCAGGGCGGAGACGUUGAUUAUGGGAGAUGUUACCUAUGGGGCGUGCUGCAUCGACGAUUACACAGCGAGAGCUCUUGGUUGUGACCUGCUGGUACACUAUGCACACAGCUGCUUGAUUCCAGUGUCAGCGACCAAGAUUGCUACGUUGUAUAUCUUCGUGGACAUUUCUAUUGACACCAAGCACCUCGUGAGCACCCUGUCAAGAAAUAUCACACCAGGUAAGACCAUUGCCAUGGUGGGUACCAUUCAGUUCAACUCCACUCUGCACACUAUCAGACCUGCGCUCGAAGCCGAAGGUCUCAAGUUGAUAGUGCCUCAAAUCAUGCCCUUGAGCAAAGGUGAGGUGCUAGGAUGCACUGCUCCAAAGAUCAGUCCAGACGCCAACGUCGAUCUGAUCUUGUACCUGGGAGAUGGCCGUUUCCACCUUGAAGCAGCCAUGAUCGCCAAUCCGGACAUGCCAGCCUAUCGAUACGACCCUUAUUCAAGAAAACUGACGAGAGAAACAUAUUCCCACGACGAGAUGCUGGAUAUGCGGUCUAUGGCGAUCAGCACCUCAAAGAAGGCGAAGAAGUGGGGAUUGAUUCUUGGAGCGCUAGGAAGGCAGGGGAACCCACAUAUAUUGACCAUGAUCGAAAAUCACCUCAAUCAGCAAGGUAUCCCCUUUGUCAACCUGCUGCUCAGCGAGAUCUUUCCCGGAAAGCUGGCUAUGUUUGAGGAUGUCGACUGCUGGGUGCAAGUGGCAUGUCCACGCCUGAGUAUAGAUUGGGGGUAUGCAUUUCCUCGUCCUCUUUUGACACCCUAUGAAGCCCUGGUUGUGCUGGGUGCAAAGCAGGGAUGGGAGAAGGGAGAUGGUGUCUACCCCGUUGAUUACUAUGCGAAUAAUGGUCUGGGAAGAACAACCGAGAAACUUGCGGCAUUGCAAGUGGGUGUUGCUGGCUGA
This is a messenger RNA of Exophiala aquamarina CBS 119918, 1350 nucleotides long. RefSeq names its product diphthamide biosynthesis protein 1. The coding region runs from base 1 to 1350 and encodes 449 amino acids. Gene Ontology annotation, molecular function: 2-(3-amino-3-carboxypropyl)histidine synthase activity. The transcript has 2 exons. Gene Ontology annotation, biological process: protein histidyl modification to diphthamide. Lineage: Eukaryota; Fungi; Ascomycota; Eurotiomycetes; Chaetothyriales; Herpotrichiellaceae. The record is from RefSeq and is a predicted model, not a curated record.